Messenger RNA from Cylicostephanus goldi, 536 nucleotides. The record is from the annotation of a GenBank genome assembly. NCBI's taxonomy places the organism in Eukaryota, Metazoa, Nematoda, Chromadorea, Rhabditida, Strongylidae.
AUGUCGGGUGCCGCUAAGGAGAGUGAAUGCAUUCCUGCUUGUCCUCCUGGGUUCUUUUUUGACAACGCUUCCAAGAUAUGUGAACCUUGUGGAUUGAGAGGCUAUCAACCGACAAGCGGAUCUGACAGAUGCAUACCCUGUCCUCCUACGACGGUGCCACUGUACCUGAACUCAACUAAAAUUGAGCACUGUUUGGAAAAUUGCUCUCCUGGCUGGCAACGCUCAGUGGACGGAAGCCGCUGUGAACCGUGCCCGCUAGGCUCAUUUAAGUCUGCCGAGGACGCAGUCUGUUUGCUGUGUCCGACAGGAUGGACGACGCUGAAUAAGGGGGCCAGGCACAUGGACGAAUGCAGAAUGAGUGUCUGUUAUCCUGGGACCUUUCUGAACAUUAGCAGCGGCAUCUGUGCACCAUGCGACUACGGUUUGUACAUGGACGAGUACGAUGGCCGAAUCUGUAAAUCAUGUCCAAUCAGUACAACGACUUAUCAGACAGGUAAACUGGCAGCAUCUCUGGGCGGUCGGUCGCUAACAUAGGA